CUUAACCAGAUCCCUAAACCGUUUGUCUGCCCACUUCCCCGCAUUGGAACCCGGUAUCUACCGAGGCAACGCUCCCAGUGCGGCUGUGCACGUCGGAAGUCGACUGCUUUAGUCUGCGGCUGCUUGCUACGUCAUCCGCGGCGGGUUUUAUUUUGGGAAGUGGUGCAUGUGCAUGUACAAGCCACUCUCCGCUCUGUCGGCGACACGCGGACAAACGAAUCGAUUCAAACGACCAAAUGAUAUAUAUUAUAGAGGCUGACGUACAAUUGAUCAUUUGUCACGUGUGCCGCGAUUACUGCCGCGAAUUCGACCGACAGUGUUUGGUAGCGACGGUCCCUGAAGAUCGUACAGACACAUGGCCAUCGUUUCCGCUCUGCUCCGUUCGCCGACUCGUCUCGUUGCAGCGAUUCGGCCGCGAGCUUUGAAGCUGGCAAAUUGCAAACGGAUUGCAUGUCUCGCCCUGUCCUUCCAACAUUGUCACACGUCGGACACUAACUCAUCAGCUGAGCAUCUCAGCUCUGGACUUGAGAAGUACAAGGACUUGCAGAUAUAUUUCAACAGGAGACUGAGGGCAACACACCACAGGUUCUCCAACAUACCUGAUUACUCAGUGGUCUGUGGCCAUCAUCACGUGUAUUUCAUUGAGGGUGAUGGCAUCUACAGAAUGGACGAGAGGCAGAGAGAGCUGGAGCACGUGCUAAAUCUAGGACAAGUCUCUGGGGGAGAGGAGAAGAAAGGACCUAAGAAUGGAGAGAGGAUGCAGACGUUUCAGUGGACCAUCCAGAGAAUACGUUUGUCCCCACAGGAAAAGCAUCUUGCUGCCACGCUAAAAGCUAACCACAGAGAAGAGCUAAGGUGUGUGGUUGUGAAGCUUGACAGAAAAAUGUCCUCUCUGGAUCCAUCACACAUCAUGCUCACACUGGACAAAGUCUUCAGCCUUGAGUGGGCCACAGAUGAGGUCCUGUUCUACACUACUCUUGAGGGUCUGCGUUGCAGCAGGGUGUUUCGUCUAGACCUGACCUCCAGUGGAAGCAGGAUAACCUCUGUGUAUGAGGAAGAGCGGCCUGAUGUGUUCGUGGAGGUUGCCCUUUCUAGAGACCGACAGAUACUGAGCAUCAACUGCAACAACAGGACCAGUUCAGAGGUGCUGCUGAUUGACACAACAGCAGCUAAUUUAGAGCCUCUACUGGUUCAGCCUCGUCAGCUGGACCUCCUGUACCACGUUGAGCACUGGAGAAGGUGUCUGGUCAUACUGGCUAAUACAGGGCCCGGACAGGAAUAUGAGGUGGUGCAAGCCCCACUCACAGAUCCAUCCAUGGCUUCCUGGGUCUCAUUGUUUGUCCCUGGCCCUGGCAGUGCAGUCAAAGACAUGGAAGUGGUUGGAGACCACUGUGUGUUGGCUGGAACAACACCGACCAAUGAACUUGUUCUGACUGUAGUCCCGCUGACCCACCCCAUGAAAGCAUACACUGUACCGCUCCCUUCCUGGGCUUGUGCCAUUGAAACCAAGAAACCAGGCUUGGCAGAUGAAAGCAAAGUGUUAGAAUUCCUGCUAUCAUCUCCAGUACACCCACCAGUGCCCUACUGCCUCUACCUCGAGGAUGGGCUCCUUUUAUCAGGCACUGAAGAUGGAUCCUUCCCAGUGAACCGGGGCAAUUAUACCACCAGACGCUUAGAGGCCUGCAGCCAAGACCAUACCCUGGUGCCAGUGACACUCUUUCAUGCAGUACCUGUGGAAGGUUUGAGACAGAUGCCACUGCUGGUCCAUGUCUAUGGAGCUUAUGGCAGAGAUCUCCAUAUGGAGUUCUGCCCAGGGAAGAGGCUGCUUCUGGAGCAGGGCUGGACUCUGGCCUACUGCCACAUCAGAGGGGGAGGAGAGUUGGGUCUGUCCUGGCAAAGACAAGCUCAAAAGGAAGGGAAGCAGAAAGGAGUGGAGGACCUUCAGGCCUGUCUCCAACAUCUCUUCUCCUUAUGUGUCUCCUCUCCUUCUCUCACUGCCCUUACAGCCUGCAGUGCUGGGGCUGUGCCAGUGGGAGCACUGUGCAACAGACACCCACACAUGAUGCGGGCUGUGUCCCUGCAGGCUCCUUUCCUUGAUGUGUUGGGAACAAUGGAGGAUCCCAGCCUGCCUCUAACUUUGGAAGAUGGAGAAGAAUGGGGGGACCCUUUAGGGAACCCAAAACAUAGACUCAGCAUCACCUCCUACUGUCCCCUUCACAACAUUUCUCCUCAGUGCUAUCCAUCGAUGCUGCUGACAGCCUACAGCGGUGAUGCCAGGGUUCCUUUGGCAGGUGUCCUCAAAUACGCUGAGCAGCUAAAGAAAGCCAUUCACACACAUUUCACUGUGGAUCCAAAGUCAGAAUGUAAACCAGCACCAAACAUAGUUCUGAAUAUCCAACCUGGAGUGAAUCACCAGGGUCCAGAGGACUUUCAGCUGAUGCUGGAGGAGGAAGCCCUCAACCUAGCAUUUCUAUACAAAGAGCUUGGCCUAGACCCUCCUCGAUACAAGAGGAAGAGAUCGUAAGGCUGUCAAAAGGCAGUCAGGCGUCAACGUCAAAUUAUUCUCGAACAAUCCCAGUGAAAGAGAAAACAACAACAGUGACUGUAUCUGCAAUGGUCCUUUUAAUAAAACGACACACACCCAUUACUGAGGUGGCACCGAAGUACAAUCUUGAUUUGACUGCUAAUGUGAAACUGUAAGACAAUACAAUACCAUUGUACAUUCAUAUUAACAUUUAUAAAGAAUAUCCAUGGCCCCUACAUAGCAGGCCUUUUCAGAGACAUAGCACUGUUUGGUGUGGUUGGGAUUAAACCGAGUGUGGGUGGAGUACUGAAUCACCAAACCCUCCCCUGCUUCUGUCAGGAUAUGAGACUUCUGCAACACCUUGCCCUUGUUGACAUGGUUUGUGCUCAUCAGCACCUUCAACUGGUCUGGUAGCUCAGGAAAAGAGGAGAGAUCUGUUAUGGCAGAUUCUUUGCCAAAAUUAAGCACCAUGAGGAAAGCUUGGUCCAGUCCGUCAAGCUCCCUAAGGUAGGAGAAGACAUUGGCAUCUGCAUGGAUAUAGCAGAACCACCCGCGGUGAAGGGGGAGCUCUGACUGACGCAGGGUGUUCAGAAAACGGUACUGAGCCAGGACAGAACCUUCAUCUUUCUUUUGGACCUAGAAGAGAAAGGGUGGCAUGGGGUUACUUGUGAUAAACACACCCAAGUUGAUCAGAAUAAAGGAUCUUUACCUCCACAUUGACACUUUUGUAGUCAGGGUGAACAGGCAUCCAGGUGACGUUGGUUUUGUUGUUGAAGUCUCCAUUCAUGUUACCACUCCACUGCAUCGGCGAUCGCUGAGGGUCCCGACUGGCACUCUUUCGUGAAAAGACAGGAAUAGUUUGGGCACUUAAGCUUCUUCUGACAACAAAUGUGCAUAAAUACACGUAUGUACAUCAGUGCAGUCAAAAUACAACAAACUGUAAAUAAAUCUUAAAUCAUGAA
Molecule: messenger RNA, 3486 nt
Organism: Scophthalmus maximus (turbot)
Lineage: Eukaryota; Metazoa; Chordata; Actinopteri; Pleuronectiformes; Scophthalmidae
Gene: prepl
Product: prolyl endopeptidase like
Exons: 15
Coding region: 356-2524 (722 amino acids)
Biological process (GO): proteolysis
Cellular component (GO): Golgi apparatus; cytoskeleton
Molecular function (GO): serine-type endopeptidase activity
Source: RefSeq, a predicted model, not a curated record